AUCUCGAAAAAUCCUUGGUUCAUAUUUUUGUUGCUGUCGAUUCUACGGUGUUCCUUGAAUAAAGUGUCCAGAUGGCGAUUUCGCAAUGUUUGGUGGCGGCACCCCGCGCAGAAAGUUUCCGCUGCGAUAUGACGGCCGGGCCGUGCCCCUCUGCUUGCCAUCUGUCAGCCCAAUAGUGUCGGGGACGCACACAAAAAAUUUCCACUCAGCCGGUCAAGUGAGGAAGAGGGGAGAAGCUCGUUUCCAGAGGCUCAGAGUUCAACCUGACUGGAUGCAGCUGAGAAAGCUGCAAGUGCUGCGUCGAGGGACCAGGACGUCAUUCUGGAAGGUCGAAGGGUCCGUUCGGGUCUUGUCACCGGUGAACGCAAUGAGCACGUCGACGAGGCUAGCGUUUGGAAAAGGCCACCUCAAACCCCAACAAGUCUCUUUUGGCUUCUCUCAGCCUGAUCUUCUGAGGAGAAGCGCCCACUCUGCGGCUGGAAGGAGGAGAACGUUCUCCUUUUCUCUCAGGUGGCGUCUGGGCAUUGUGCGAGGGAGGACAAAAGAUGAGGGCCCGUACGCAAAAGGAAGCAAGCAGUCCGGGCCAUCUGACCAAUCCCAUUUCUCCCAGCGGCGCAGCCUUUCAGAAGAGUACCGAGGAGUGACCACGGUGGAUCUGAUGAAAAGGGAAGGCAGCAACCUCGGGCUCACCAUCUCCGGGGGCUCCGAUAAGGAUGGCAAGCCCAGAGUGUCAAACCUACGGCCAGGUGGGCUGGCUGCCAGGUGUGACCAACUGAAUGUAGGAGACCACAUUAAGUCAGUGAAUGGCAUCAAUCUGCGCAAGCUUCGCCACGAUGAGAUUAUCAGCCUUCUGAAGAACAUCGGGGAGCGCGUUGUCCUGGAGGUGGAGUACGAGCUGCCUCCGUUACUCCAGACUCCAUCGGGAGUCAUAAGCAAAACCACAGAGGUGUGUUUGCUCAAAGAGGGCAACAGUUUUGGCUUUGUCAUGAGAGGGGGCUUUCAUGAGGACUGGCGCAGGUCUCGUCCUCUGGUGGUCACUCAUGUCAGGGCCGGGGGUCCCGCUGACAGGGAGGGCACAGUCAAGGCCGGCGACAGAAUCUUGAGCCUCGACGGCAUGCCUUUAAACCGAGAGAAGCAUGCUGACGCGUUGACCAUGCUGAUGCAGAGCAGCCAGGAAGCUUUGUUCCUGAUCGAGUACGACAUCUCUGUCAUGGAGGCGGUGCAACGCGCCUCGGGCCCUCUGCUCGUGGAGAUAGCGAAAGGGACCUCCUCCGGUCUGGGCCUCAGCCUCACCACGUCCAUCUUCAGGAACAAGCAAGUGAUCAUCAUCGACAAGAUCAAGCCGGCCAGCGUGGCCGAAAGGUGCGGAGCGCUGCACGCAGGCGACGCCCUGCUGACGAUCGACGGAACCAGCACGGAGCACUGCUCUCUGAUGGAGGCCUUGCAACUUCUGGGGAACGCCGCCGAUGUGGUCAGACUGGAAAUCCUACCAUCCAGUCAGAGCAGACUGCCCGUCCGGCCGCAAGACACGGUAAAAGUCCAGAAGAGCAGCCAUCAUCACUGGGACCAAAGCGGCAACGUGGUCCCGCCACCGCACGCCAGCCACGGUAGGACGUGGAGCAGCCCGAGCCACCCGCGCAAGCAGCAGGAUCACUGCAAACCCGCAUCGGGCUUCGGCAGCCAGGGGAGCAGCACGCUGCCCUGCCCCGCCGCGCCCACCAGCCCGAGGACCUCGACCGGCAAGAGGCGCAACAGGAAGGGGGACCACAAGAGCUCACUGUCGCUGGCAUCCAGUUCCGUGGGGCCGGGGGGCCAGGUUUUUCACGCGGAAGCGAGCGAGGUCGUCCUGAGGGGGGACCCGCUGACAGGCUUUGGGAUCCAGCUGCAGGGGGGCGUCUUCGCCACAGAAAGUCUUUCGGCUCCUCCCGUCAUCCGCUUCAUCGAACCGGACAGCCCGGCCGAGAGGUGCGGCUUGAUCCAGGUCGGCGAUCGACUCUUAUCCAUUAAUGGCAUCCCAACGGAAGACGGCACUUUGGAGGAGGCCCAUCAGCUGCUCAGAGACUCGGCUCUGGCCAAUAAGGUCACCGUGGAGGUUGAGUUUGAUGUGGCAGAGUCCGUGGUUCCGAGCAGCGGUACUUUCCACGUCAAACUACCCAAGCGAAGAGGAAUGGAGAUGGGCAUCACCAUCAGUGCAAGUAAGAAGUCUGGCAAGCCGCUCAUCAUCUCUGACAUCAGAAAAGGAAGCGUAGCCCACAGAACGGGCACCCUGGAGCCCGGAGACAGACUGCUGGCCAUCGACGGCGUGCGUCUUGAGGACUGCACCAUCGAGGAUGCCACGCAUGUCCUGGAUCAAGCCGAAGACAUGGUCAAGCUGCGAAUACAGAAAGACGAGGACAACAUCGAUGAGCUGGAGAUGUCCGGUUCCAUCGUCUACACGGUGGAACUCAAGCGAUACAACGGCCCCCUGGGGAUCACCAUUUCGGGCACGGAGGAGCCUUUUGACCCCGUCGUCAUUUCGGGGCUAACCAAGAAAGGCCUGGCCGAGAGGACGGGGGCCAUUCACGUCGGCGACCGCGUGCUGGCCAUCAACGGGGUCAGUCUGAAAGGCAAAACGCUGAGCGAGGCCAUCUACCUCCUGCAGACGGCCGGGGAGUCGGUCACGCUCAAGAUCAAAAAACAAGCGGACCGCGCGCAGCCGUCGCCUCCUUCUCAUGAAUACGACGGCAGGCGAGCUGUGGACAGAGAAGCCGGCUUCCUGAGCGACCUCGAGGACGAACUGAGGGACUCGCAGAGAACGGGCAAACGCUCGGAGAUGUACUCGGCCGCCGUGCCCAGCGUGGACUCCGCGAUGAGCUCCUGGGACGGUUCGGGAUGCGACGGCGGCUACGGGAGCCAAGCGACAUAUCUUCACAAAGACGCCUUCCUCCAUCCCAACGAAUGGAGGAGAAGCAAGUACAGGAGCCCGAUCGGGUCCAGCGCCGCGGGACUGGCGCAGCGCUACGACGAGGACGACUGGGACAACGUGCCCGGAUUCCUCAGCCCCCCUCAUUGCCACGGCACCCCCAAUCAGGAGGAUAGCUUCUGGUCGCAGGCUCUGCGGGACCUGGACACUCGCGGCCAGUCGGAAAUCCUCCGGGAGCUGGAGGCAUCGAUGUCAGGCAGCGCUUUUAGCCUGUACCUCGACGAGACCAAGACGGAGGACGACUCGAUGUUCCCGUCCGAAAUAAGUCCCGUUAAGCGAGAGGAAACCAAAGCGGCGCCAAAGGACACAAGCGGCCUCAACGUGGUGAGCGGAGGUGGCGCAGGCUCAAACAGUUUACCUUCGCUGAGCGCGGCCCCGCGCGAGGUGGUGAUCAGAAAGGACCCCGAGAGCGGCGACUUUGGAUUCAGCGUGUCGGACGGGCUGCUGGAAAAGGGAGUUUUUGUCAACCUGAUCCGCCCUCACGGCCCGGCCGACCGGGCGGGCCUGAAGCCUUACGACCGGAUUCUUCAGGUGAACCGCGUGCGGACCAGAGACUUGGACUGCUGUCUCACCGUGCCCCUCAUUAUGGAGGCGGGAGCCAGUCUGGAUCUGCUCAUCGGCAGGAAUCCCGCGGAAACGGGCCACGCCGAGGGUCCGCGCGCUGAGCGCGACCGCCCUUCCCUCUCGCUGCUCUGCUUUUCGCAGCGCCGCACCGACAGCGUUGCGCUGUGAGCGCACAGACACACGCCCAAGUAGGUCCCGCGGGUCACGUUGCAGCUGCCGGACGUUGGCAGCAUCCCCGGCACGAGCGGUGUUAAUCGCCAUGUUCACAUGACGUUUUCGGGCGCGUCCGCUCCUUCCCCAGCAGCACAUUUGCAAGCGUCUGUAACGCACACGCAGCAUCCGACGAGUUCUUGAGUUGACUUUGUCCCCGCGAGCGCGCACUUGACGGCUUCUGUGUUCACGCGUGCACAGGGUGGGAGCACAUUUGGGCUCAGGGUUGCAUUCAGGGGUUAUUUUCUUGGCUCACUUGCCGUGUUUCCGUCGCCAAGGGCGGCGGUCCUUGGCGACGUCCUCCCUCCCCAAAUAGAAUUCUCACGGCCACCGGCCAAGCGUCGUAAAAGGUUACGUUACACGACAUUAUAUAUAAAUAUGUAUUUGUUAAUCUGAUGAAUGCUUGCGAAGACGUGAGCCUUUUCCCGCGGACGUCCUUGGGAGGGAUUACCGCCAGCAUUGCGUUCGGAUUGUUUUGCGUUUUUCACUACGUUGCCAAUAUUGCCACGUGCACGUUUACACUUGAUGGGAAUUCACGGAUUUGAUUUCACUUAUGGCUGUUUUCAGUUUUUUGUUUUGUUUGGUGGUGGUGGGGGGGGGUAGCGACCACCACCUUGGCCCCGUGUUGUUGGUACGACCUCAGCCAAGUGACUUAUUAACUACGAGAAGCCCCGGUGUCAUGUCUUGUUUACCUCCAUGGGGUUGUUGUGAGCGUACUCCUCCGCUCGAACUCAAAGCAUCGGCGUCCCGCGGCGGGCCUUCCGGUCUCAUGCGAGCGCUAGCACGUCAACUCUUCUUCGUCAAAUGAACAAAUGUCGCCAGAGGUCUAUUUUUAAAAGCUUCCGAGAGGAAUCCGAUCUUCUGAUGCUCGCAGUCUCUCUUUUGCUGUAAAGUCACUGUUUUUAGUCCUCAUACAAGCAUGUCAAAAUGAUUGCCGUCAGUUGCAAGACUGAAUGGGCUGUUUUAUUUGCAUAGUGUCUUUUUUUUUUUUAAUAAAAAUGUUAAAA
Hippocampus comes (tiger tail seahorse) is the source of this 4743-nucleotide messenger RNA. RefSeq names its product glutamate receptor-interacting protein 2-like. Gene Ontology annotation, molecular function: protein binding. Gene Ontology annotation, biological process: neurotransmitter receptor transport, endosome to postsynaptic membrane. The transcript is spliced from 24 exons. The record is from RefSeq and is a predicted model, not a curated record. The coding region runs from base 86 to 3694 and encodes 1202 amino acids. NCBI's taxonomy places the organism in Eukaryota, Metazoa, Chordata, Actinopteri, Syngnathiformes, Syngnathidae.